AUGGGAGUAAAUUUCUUCGUUCAACAAAAUGCGUUCUCGCCAAGCUGUCUCUCUUUUUUUUUUCCUUCUCGUCUCGUUUUUACUUUUCUUUCCUCUUUACUUGCCUUCUUUCUUCCUUUCUGUCUCUUUUUCAACACAUGCAUGAUUUCACUCUCCUUUUUGUCUGGUCUUUAUUUCUUCCCAUUUCUCAUUCAUUUCUUUUUCUAUCCUUUGCUUUAUUUCUUCACCCCGUCUUUAUCUAACAAUAAUUUUCAAGCACCCGCUAAUCUUUUUCUUUUUUUCUUACUUUCUUUUUUCCCACAUUUUUCUCACUUUAGAAUUGACUCUCUUCAUUCUCUCCUCCCUUCUAUCUCUCUCCCUCUCUUUCUCACUGAAUUCAAUCUUUCUCUCCUUUUCUAUCUCGUACUUUCACUUUCGCCUUUCUCUAUUUUACUUCUUACUAUUUUCAUCCACUGUUCUUAA
Molecule: messenger RNA, 462 nt
Organism: Acanthosepion pharaonis
Lineage: Eukaryota; Metazoa; Mollusca; Cephalopoda; Sepiida; Sepiidae
Source: the annotation of a GenBank genome assembly